ACGGUGAAAACUUGAAAGAGAGAGCGUAGAGAUGAGAAGAGAGAAACGAAUUUGAUCCACAACAAAAUAGUGAGCCUGUCUCUUCUAAUCGUACAGUCCGUUUUCCACUGUGGUCUUGAUUUUAUUCCUUUACCCGUGAAUUUAAUCGUGUUUGUUUUGCAUGUUCACUAGUGUCUACUAGAAAUCCGGCUAAACAGAAAAGAAAAUGGACGACAACGAUCAACAUUAUUGCCUUCGUUGGAAUAAUUAUCAGAGUAAUAUGACAUCUGUGUUUCAUCAGUUACUACAAAACGAAGACUUCGUUGACGUGACAUUAGCAUGCAACGACCGUUCUCUCAAAGCACACAAGGUAGUUUUAUCAGCGUGUUCGGCAUAUUUCCAAAAACUACUUUUAGAAAAUCCCUGCAAGCACCCUACUAUAAUAAUGCCUCAAGAUGUCGGUUACGAAGACCUCAAAUUUAUCAUCGAGUUUGUUUAUAAAGGGGAAAUCGACGUUUCUCAACCGGAACUCCAGUCUCUGCUUCGAACGGCGGACCAAUUGAAAAUAAAAGGAUUGUGUGAAACAGACGAUAAAGAAAAUAGGGACAGUCGAGAGCCCUUGGAUUUACCACUUUCGCUUCACUGUAAAAGUGGCAGGAAAUCGCCUGGAAUCAAACACCAUUCGUUACCAGAAGAAGAUCCUCCCGAAGCAAAAUAUCCGAAAACUUCCUUCCAAACCAUCGAGGAUUCGAAUGAAAUUAGCAGCGACAAAGUACAACACAAAGAUACAAACAAAGAGAGAGAAAACGAUAGAGAACGAGAAAAGGAGAGCGAAAACGAACAACAUUCGAAUGAAGAGACUGAAGAAAAUGAUAUGCCAGUAGCUUCGGAUCAACCAGAGCCGAAACGAAAGAGGCUGUCCUCGCAACAAGUCGAGCAAACGAAACCUCUAAACAUGACCAGCCAUGGCCUACUCUCCGGACAGACUAUAUUUUCUCACUUCGGCGUUGACACCGAUGAUUUCCCACCCGAACCACCGGCUCCGUCUGCGAUUCCCGUUGGACACGUUGACAUGUCAACAGCGCCCGUCGAUCAUUCCCCCACCAGGACUAUACUUACUGGACCGAUACAUCGUACGGACAUCUCGGAUUCCACGAAGUAUACACUUGAAAUUAAAAAAGAAGCCGACAUCAAAUUGGAAACUUUAAGAUCUUAUGAUCAAGACAGUUUAUUGGAUAUGGAGUCACAUCUUUCGGGGCCAGACCAUUCGAUGGACAGUCACGAUGAUGGUGAUAGGAGCAUUCAUCAUCUAAUGGGGCAACAUGCUGAUUUCAGUGGAAUUCCCGGGGUAUCCAAUAGCCUAGAUGUAAAUAAUGAUGACCAAGUACCUGGAAUGAAAAAUAACGGCCAUAGCGAAAAUAUAACACCAAAUAGGUCACACGGAGGUGGACCGAAGACUUGGACUCAAGAAGAUAUGGAUAUGGCGUUGGAUGCCUUAAGGAAUCACAAUAUGAGCCUAACUAAGGCAUCCGCAACUUACGGUAUUCCCUCCACUACGUUAUGGCAAAGAGCACAUAGACUUGGGAUAGAUACGCCGAAGAAAGAAGGUCCCACAAAAUCUUGGACGGAAGAAAAUUUGAAUAAUGCACUCGAAGCGUUAAGGACGGGCACGAUAUCGGCUAAUAAAGCUAGCAAAGCUUUUGGUAUUCCUAGUAGCACCUUGUACAAAAUAGCGAGAAGAGAAGGAAUAAGACUGGCAGCACCUUUCAACGCGGCACCGACGACGUGGACCCCAGACGAUUUAGAAAAAGCACUGGAAUCAAUCAGAACUGGUCAAACUUCUGUACAAAAAGCAUCGACAGAAUUUGGAAUCCCCACAGGAACCCUAUACGGCAGAUGCAAAAGGGAAGGAAUUGAAUUGUCGAGGUCGAAUCCUACUCCGUGGUCAGAAGAUGCGAUGGGAGAAGCUUUGGAAGCUGUUAGUACCACAAAAUUUGCAGGUUAGGCCAUAUGUCCAUCAACCAAGCAGCCAUCCAUUACAACCUGCCUUAUUCAUCCUUAUACGGCCGCUUUAAGCGUGGCCUUAAAUUCGAAGCGGACAUCGUGGAUUAUCACGAUCUCAAUCAAGAUAGCCAAUUGCAAAUGGAUCACACAUUCGGAAUGGAAUACACUACCUCUCCACCUCAGAUACAAUAUCAGAAUCAGAACAGUUGAGACGCGGCCUUCAACUUUGACUGCUUUUAAGAAAUAGGUCCAUAAUAGAUUUAUAUUUGAGGUUAGAAAAGUGGUAUGUGGAUUUAGAAAUAACGUUUUUUUUUAUAUAAUUUGUAUAAAUGAUGAAAGGAAGGGUUUGUACUAUUUCACACUUUUAUUUUGUGAUACAAAAUAAAUAGUCAAGUUGAAAGAUUUUAUCUAAGAGAUAUUAACGAUGGCAACUAUUAUAAUAAUAAUUUCGAUUAUGUUUUUUCAGUUUUAUAUAUAUAUAUAUAUAUAUAUAUAUAUAUAUAUAUAUAUAUAUAUAUAUAUAUUCAACAAAACAAAGUAUACAGGUAUUAGUUGAAGCUGUUUACUGCAUUUUACAUUCACUAUAAAUUCAAUAAUUUUAACAGUGAUUCAUUUGAACAGCAUAAAAAAGUAUUAUUGGAAUGUUAGAUAAAAGUUUAAAGCAGAACAGACUGAAAGCAAAAACAAGAACAAAACAAUUCCGAAGAAGGAUAAACUGUGAAAUAAAUAUUUGAAAUUAAAUAUUGAAUUGGAAAAGUGUAGGCGCUGAUAUUUUCAUUAUUUCUAAUGUUUUAGAUUUAUUUUAUCUAAUUUCUUGAUUAUUUACAUUAAUCUUCAUUUUAUUGAUCGAAUUAUUAUUUUCAAGACUAUUUUUGCAAAGCUGGUUUCAUAACGAAAUUAUAAUAAGAUAACAUAACAGAAAAUAAAAUCAAAAAUAUCAAAAGUUGCUUUCUGAACUUUGCUUUCUCAACUAUCCAAAAAAAUUUUAAACAUGUAACAGUUACCUUACUGAAUGUUACUUGCUAGGUAGACCAAAGAGAAAGAUGUUUUCAAGAUCUAAAUCAUUUUUUUUGUAGAUAAAGCCAAUCCAUUGUUUCUUACACUGCUUGUCCUAUCAACUACCAUAAUAGGGUUAAUGAGAUUAGAAGGCAUGUCACCAAGACAAAAAUUGAUUAUGAUGUGACAGAAUUCCUUUGUAAAUGAUUGGAAUUAUAAAUUGACGGUCCCACAAAUUCACUUUCUUUAACUAAUGAACAAAAUAACAUGACUCUUGUACCAUGAAACAUAGUGCUUUAUAUCAAAGCACUAUCCAAUCAGGAAGAAUUAUUAUUUUCCAAUAUACAAGCCUUAAAAGUUUGUUUAUUUCAUUAAAUGUUUCAGAAAUGACAUGAUCCCAUAACUUAGCUCAUAACUCUUGUACCAUGAAACAUAGCGCUUUAUAUCAAAGCUCUAUCCUAUCAGGAAGAAUUGCUUCACAAUUGGUGAAAAUUUCAACAUUUUAUCCCUACUAUUUUCCAAUAUACAAGCCUUCAAAGUUUAUUUAUUUCAUUAGCUGUUUCAGAAAUGACAUGAUCCCAUAAUUUAGCCCAUAACUCUUGUACCAUGAAACAUAGCGCUUUAUAUCAAAGCACUAUCCAAUCAGGAAGAAUUAUUAUUUUCCAAUAUACAAGCCUUAAAAGUUUGUUUAUUUCAUUAAAUGUUUCAGAAAUGACAUGAUCCCAUAACUUAGCCUAUAACUCUUGUACUAUGAAACCUAGCGCUUCAUAUCAAAGCUCUUUUCAAUCAGGAAGAUUUGCUUCACAAUUGGUGAAAAUUUCAACAUUUUAUCCCUACUAUUUUCCAAUAUACAAGCCUUUAAAGUUUGUUUAUUUCAUUAGCUGUUUCAGAAAUGACAUGAUCCCAUAACUUAGCCCAUAACUCUUGUACCAUGAAACAUAGCGCUUUAUGUCAAAGCUCUAUCCAAUCAGUAAAAAUUGCUUCACAAUUACUAACAAUUUCAUAAUUUUAGCCCUACUAUUUUCCAAUAUACAAACCUUCAAAGUUUAUUAUUUUAUUAGCUGUUUCAGAAAUGACAUGAUCCCAUAAUUUUGCUCAUAACUCUUGUACCAUUGAACAUAGAGCUUCAUACAAAAGCUCUAUCCAAUCAGGAAGAAAUGCUUCACAAUUGGUAACAAUUUCAAAUCUUCAACCUAAUUGAUUUCUAAUAUACGAAUUUUCUCAUUUGUUAUUUAAUAUAUGACUUAAUCCCAUAAUUUUUUUCCCACCAAAAAUAGCAGCAAAACUUUGCCAAUAUUAUGUUUAGAAUUAUGUUAUUUUUUGUAUAAACAUCCUCUUUCUUCAUUAUAUGGCAUCUUGUGUUAUUUUUUUGUGUUCUUUUAUCUUUUUUUGUAUAAACCUUUAUGUCGAAUGUACUGAUAAAAAUAAUGUGAGAAACCAGAAAAUGAAUCAUUGAUAAUUAUAUUGAAUUUUUUAUUUUUUAAGUUUCAAACUUCAAAUCGUUCCAAAUAUUUUAAGUAACGAGUAGACAACCAAACUAGAUGGGCACUAAUCGCCAUUAUGUCUUAGAGAUAAGACGUUUGAUAAAAUCAUAUUUUUUAUAAUCGCUCAAUAUUUAAAAAAAAAUCGCGAUAAGACUAUUAUUGUGAAUACAUUUUGUAUAUAAUGUUUGGAAAAAUUGCUAGCAUUGUGUUUUUUUUUUCUUAUUUCUAUAUUCACAUAAAGUUAACCUCAACUUAAAGUUGAAAGAUCGUUUUUGUGAAACAUUUAAAGAAAAAUUCUAUUCUAUCCUGAAACAAAGUUUUUAUUAUAACUUUCUUUUGAUACUCACUUAAAUUUUUUGUACAUUUUUUUCAUAGCAACUGUGGUAGUCUUAAAAGUCUAUUUUGUAUUUUGUUUAAAACAACACCCAUGAAUUUUAUUUCACCCAUCAUAAAAGUAGGUUAUUACCCAUUUCUGGAAUAUUGAUUGAUCAAACUUAAAAUUAUAUCCUGUUAACGAAAAGGUCUCUUGACUCGUAAGUAAUACGAAAGGAGCACAUAAGAAAUUUGAAGAAAUUAUUAGGAAAAAAAAUGGAAUUCAUAGUAAUUACCAUUUACUAGGCUGUUGUGCUAAAAUAAACUAAAAAUGAAAAAUUUUACCAUUAUUUUUAAUGAAGUUAGAACAAAUUUAUGCCUUGUCUGACAUAAUACAUAACAAGAAAGUGCAAUAUUACCAGAGGUAUUAACUUUUUUAACACGUUCCCCCACGUCCUCUAAUUUCAACUAACCCAAUUUCUAUCUAUUCACUUAGAGCAAACAUAAAGACUAAAGGCUUAAUCAGACGUUGCGGAAUUGACGUGCGUCACGACUAUUGCGGAACGAAGAGAGCCAAUUAGCACUUUGACGUAUUUCUUGUUACGCAAUUGUCUAUGUUCGCAUGGAGCGGUUUCAACUGCGGACCGAAAUGUGCGUCAUGGACUUUUAAGUAUUUUAAUUACAGUCAUAAUAAAAUAUUACUGCGAUUUCUAACCAUUAUUUUUCAAUCCAAUUGAAUAUAUUUGGAAUAAUUUUGACACAUCCCGUUACAUUUCCGCAAUCAUGUGAACAUAAUACUGUGUCACGUCAACUCCUUCAAAAACAUAAAUUCAGUUAUUUGGAAAACAACAAAAUCAAAGAGAGCAUGAAGCCAGAAAACAGAAGGAAAAAAUAAUCAAGAUUCAUUUUUUAAAAAUUAUAUUUAUUUACUAAUACAAAUACAAUUUCGCUUAAAAAAUUAAUUUCAUGGGUAAAAUAGUUUUACAUAUUGAUUAUUUUUCGAUACGCAAAUAAUACACCUAACCUCAAAAUACAAACUGAACAAUGUGAAGCUUGGCAUUUUCGGGACGUUUGCCUUAUGUGUUUCAAAAUAUAGGCAAUAUCCUGAACUACAUUCGCAAAUUUUUUUGUUCUAUUGGAACACCAAUGGCUGUCAAACUAAAAGUCGAACUGAAACGUAAAAAACCUUUAAUAAAUAGAUUUUUUCAUUAUAUUAUAAUUUGUAUUUAUUUUAUCAACAAGAUUAACAUAUUGUCGAUGAUUUAUAUACUUAACUAAAGCUGGUUGUCGACAUAAAUUGCAGCAGCUCGAUCUGAUAACACAAAAUGGUGAUUCUACAUAACCAAUGUGGUUGGUAGUAGCUUCCAUGUGAUUUAAAUAGUAACAAAUGUCGUUUGGUGAUUUAAAAGUGGAAAAAAGUUGUUAAAAAAGUUUUUUACCGCUUUAUGCUCUAUACAUACAUAUUUAUUAGGAACUAGUUGUACAAAAAUUAGUUGUAUAUUGUAGGUAAUUUAUUUACGGAUACCUUGUUGCGGCUAUAAUAUAGCAUAUUAAUCAUUUGUAAAUAUUUUAAUUUAGUUUAUGUUCUAUUUUAUAUAAUGACUAGUACACAGAUUUAAUUAAUAUUGAUAGCUUAAGUAAUGGAGUCCAGAUUUUUUCAAAAUCUUAUUCGAUAUGAUCCAAAUGAACUAUAAAUAAAGCAGAUGAUUAUAAUACUAUCUAUUUGUUUGUAAUCCUGAAAAAUCAUGUGAAAAUGACUAAAAUUUAUGGUUUUUUGAUAAUAUCUAAUACUUUUUAGAAAAUCUCGAUAGGUAAUGCUUUCAUAAUCGUUUGUAGUUCAUUGUAAUACCAAAAAAAAAUGUUAUUGCCAGACCUAAAUCUUGAAAGAUUAUUAUUGAUGAACUAAAAACGAAGCAGACAUUAUUUAUUACUAUUACACUGUGACACAAGUCUCAGAAGACAUAUUCUUGAUCAAUGAAACGUUCAUCAGACACUGUAAUUGUCAGUGUUGGUGUAGUGGUAGUUUAAACAAAGUGUUCAAACUGAUGUUAUUAUUACCUGUAUCUCUUGAACUGUAGCUGUUAUUAAUUGAAUAUAGAAAUAAUAAUCGAAAUGUUGAAACUAGUUUAAAAAUUCAUUACUACAAGUAAAUUUAAAGAAUCUUGAGGUUCGAACAACAAGAGGUAAACUAUAAAAUAUGAAUUGGCAAUUUAAGAAAAGAUUCAGAUCAAUUAACGAACUCCACAUCUUUAGAAUUUCAUUAUAAAUCAAAUGAAAAACUACAAUAGAAAAAAAAAGUGUUGUUAAGUUUUUUUUAAUAUUUCGUAACUGAGUACUAGUCAUUGCUUAUACUUUUUAUAAAACAAUGUUGCUAAGUUUUUCUUUUCGUUGUAUGUGAAAAAGGGAGAAACUUGUACUGAAAAAAAAAAUGUGUUUUUGUUGCUUAAAACAUUUGAUUUCAAAAAUAAAUCAUAAUAAUUUUUCUGAUA
This is a messenger RNA of Diorhabda carinulata, 7264 nucleotides long. RefSeq names its product protein bric-a-brac 2 (gene psq). Gene Ontology annotation, biological process: regulation of transcription by RNA polymerase II. The transcript is spliced from 11 exons. Gene Ontology annotation, molecular function: protein binding; DNA binding. The record is from RefSeq and is a predicted model, not a curated record. The coding region runs from base 206 to 1984 and encodes 592 amino acids. Lineage: Eukaryota; Metazoa; Arthropoda; Insecta; Coleoptera; Chrysomelidae. Gene Ontology annotation, cellular component: nucleus.